AUGCCGCCUCCCCCGGACGCCUCGGCGUUCUUGACCCCCCGCCGCCAACCCGCCGCCGGGAUGCUGCCUUUCGGAAGCCCCGACGACCGUGGGAGCAAUUUCUUUGAGGGCGGCGACGGUCAUGACGAAACGGGCGAGAAUCUGGACGGAACCGGCGGGACCACCGGCGGCGGCGGCGGCGGCGGCGGUGGUGGUGACGGCGGAAAGGGGGGAUUCAAGCGCGGCUUCAAGCGCAUGCUUCACGGCGUGCCGAGCCCGUCUCACUUCCGAAGGUCGAUGUCGUUCCAGGGCUCCCUGACGGCUAUCUCUAGCGCCGCGAACAGGGUCGCCACCGGGGCGAUGACCCCUAUCCGUCGACGCCGGGAGCGGCGGGAAGGCAGGAAGGGAAGGGCGGGGGCGGGCGGCGACGGCGACGGCGACGGCGACGCCACCCCAGGGACAUCCCCGACGCGCGACGACGGGUUCUGA
Messenger RNA from Ectocarpus siliculosus, 468 nucleotides. The record is from the annotation of a GenBank genome assembly. Lineage: Eukaryota; Phaeophyceae; Ectocarpales; Ectocarpaceae.